Pecten maximus is the source of this 4203-nucleotide messenger RNA. RefSeq lists its product as uncharacterized. The coding region runs from base 347 to 4090 and encodes 1247 amino acids. The transcript has 4 exons. Lineage: Eukaryota; Metazoa; Mollusca; Bivalvia; Pectinida; Pectinidae. The record is from RefSeq and is a predicted model, not a curated record.
UGAAGGGUAUCUAUACAGUAGUAACUGACGUAUAUCUGCCGAAGGAACUUUUAAAACGUAUUUCGUCGUUGUUGAUAGCAUAAAUCUCACACUGCAACUAUGACAGCAACCUGCCCACAGAUCUGAUGUUUCACGUCACUUUAUGUGUGUAUACACGUACAACAUUACGUACGUAAGUGUGACAAAGAAAUGCCCUCGUCGGUGACAUCAUGGGCUUUCGAUUGCUUGACAUACUGUAUUAAGUGUGUUCAGACCGUGAGUUUUACACACACUGGGUAUUUAUUGCUUUGAAUCUGCAUCGCCUUUGGACAAAAAUGGAUUCUUCAAACAUUUGACUGAAAAAAACAUGGGGUCGAGUUCGUCAAAAGGAAGCCGCUCGUCAUCAGCCGCCACUCGAACAGUGCAAAAACCGACUUUGAGAAAGCAGCAGAAACCUCGAGUAGGAACACUCAAAGCCGAUGGAACACCAGUACCAAUCCCUCCACUCACCAACAAAGCUGAAGUAUUACAAGGCCUCAACUUUGAUUUACUGGACGAGAUAGCAUUACAAGCUCCUUUGGACAUAUUACUGGGAACGUUUUGGGACGUGGUAGAAUACCUGGUCAUCACACCAGAGGGAGAUGUAUUGGAUGAUUUAUCGAAGGCCAGAAUGUUUUUCCGUUGGAUUACGUCAUUCGAUGUAUACACUAUUGACACGGAAAUCAUCCCCCCAGAGGAGUCCCCACUCGAAUACUUCAUGAAGAUCCAGUAUGACCUCGGUGACCACGCCCAUAUGUUUUACAGUCUAUGCAAGAUGGCUGACGUUCCUUGUGUCGUUAUAAAUGGAAUGAGUAAGGGCGGAGGCUACGAAAUAGGAGAAGCGGUAGACAGGGACAAAAUGCAAGGCAAAUGGAAUGCAGUCUUGGUGUCAGGAGAAUGGCGACUCAUUGAUACAUUCUGGGCAAAGGUAGCUGCACCGCGUCAUUCCUCAGAUGUUAUUUUUGUCGAUUCUAAAGGAAAAAUUACACGUGAGACAGAAGAUAAGAACUUGGAUUUUAGCGUAAAUGAGUUUUUCUUUCUGUGUGAUCCUGAACACAUGAUUUACACGCAUUUUCCAGACGAACAAGAGUGGCAAUUAAUGCACCAGCCUGUGGACGUUGGGGAAUUUGAACGAAAUGCUUACGUUAGAGAGCAAUACCAUAAACUGGGAUUGUCUAUCCCGCAAGAUUUAGGACAAAGGAACUGUGCUAUAAAAACUGAAGACAACGCAAUAAAAAUUGCACUCGGCAUUCCUGAAGAAAUAGCACAUAGCGUGAAAUUCAAAUAUGCUUUGUUACAAACAAGAAAGCAGGUGGAAACAGAAAAAGAAGUUGACAUGGUUUUUGAAAGAUUUGUUCGAAUGGAGCAUAGAACAAAUACUCUGACGUUAAAACUGAGAUUUCCCAUAACUGGCAGGUUUCUAUUUGACGUCUAUGCGGCUGACUCGUGGUCAUCAUCUAGGUACGAAUUAGUUUGUACAUAUAUUAUAAAUGUUUCAAAGAAAACGAAGAAUCAUAAGCCGUUUCCCGAUUGCCCUGUGCUUGGAUGGGGCCCAAAUCCAUUUUCCGACAUCGCCGGUCCCGUCCCUGUGGAACCAGAAGAAACUUCUAUUCGAACAUCGGACGGAAUUUGUCAAAUAUGUGUCUCUCGACGGGGCAUCCUGGAUAUCAACCAUGCUUUGAAAAAUGUUCUCAUGGAUGAGGCAGUGCUCACUAAACAUGCCAUAGGAAAGUUCGAGGAAGACAAAUACAUUGUAGAUCUUAAGUUACCAGAAGAAGGGGAAUAUGCGUUGAAAAUAUUUGCAUCAACACAACGAACAUUACCAAUUCCAACAACUGAUUUGUUAACAUUUCUUGUGAAGUAUGAAAAUACUUCAGGAAAAAAACCAAAGAACAUACCAUUUCCAAUCAUCGCAAGUGCUCAUGUUGGCAAGAAGGAUGCUUAUUCAACGCUUGGUAUACAAGCUUUAACAUACCACUCCGUAAGUGUCGACGUGCUAGAAGGAGAAGGGAGCUUUGUAUUCAAAGCGGAUGAAAAGGUUCAGCUACUUUGUGAAUUAGCUGGUGCUACCAAAGAAGGUCAAAGCAGAUUGUCUGUGCAAACAAAGCAGGAAGGAAAUAGGUGGAUAUUUGUAGUAAAUACGCCAAUAGCAGGCGAGUACUCGCUUAAUGUAUUUGCAAUUGAAAAAAGCGAUCCGUUGACCCUCCAUGAAGUACAAACAUAUAUAGUGCAAUCAAAAGGACGACCUAUCAAAGCUGUAAAAUUCACGGAUGACUUUGGUCCAGAUGAUAUCGUUAUUGAAACAAUAAAAACAUCAGAAGACAAAAUCGUGAUAUCCGUGCCCAAUCCAGUGGAUGGAGAGAUAUUGUACGCAAACAUCCGUAGAAGAGAUGCAGUGAAAAACGAAGACGAAAAUCGGGCGACCGUGCGCAUACAAAAGGAAAGUUUAGAAAUAUGUUUGAAAAGUGACGGGGAAUAUUUACUGGAAAUAUAUGAGAAGGAACAGGAAAAUACCGUUACUACAAUCGCGAGGUUUACUAUCAGCAAAAGUCAAUCUUUUAAAACAUACACAAGCGACAUAGACGCUCUUGUCAAAAUGCUCAAACCGCAAGAAAAAUCUCGUAAGUUUAAGAAUGCUCUCGAACAAAAAAGGCAGAGAAGAGCAUUGGCAAAGAAGAAAAAACAAGAUGAAUUACAUCAAAAAGAAAAGGAAGAACGACAGCAAAAAGAGGAAGAGGCAAAGAAAAAAUUACAAUUACAAAAGGAGAAACAUAGCAAAAAACAUAAAAAUAAAAACCUGCCUGAUGAGGAAGAGGAAACAGGAGCAAACGAGGAAGUACGUAGUAUAAGCCCAGAUACAUUAGCUACAGCAUUAGAGAUAGCAAAAGCAGCAGAACAUGAAGAAAGGGAAAAAAGGAGGCAAUCUACUGCUUCACGUAAAUCUAGAAGAGACUCAUCUGGAGGAACAGAUAUGGCAACAGGAAAUAUUAGCUCUGAAAGGUUGGCAGCUGCAGUUGCUUUGAUUACGACGACACAAAUGAAUGCACAUGCAAACGACAAGGAUAAAGAUACACAUACUGAUGUAAGAUCUGGCAAAGACACAAAUGACAAGACCACCCAUGAAUCUAGGGAAGGCAAGCAGAAUCUUGAUCGACACACCUUGAAUGCUGCGCUGUCUAUUAUUGUAGUUGUAGAAUCGAAAUCUAACCAUGGGAAGGAUGGCCAAACACCAACCAUUGACACCGAAGCAAUCACAGCUGCAAGGGAAAUAAUAGCAUUGGCUGAUGAAGAAGGGAUGACACAAGACGACAAAAAGAACCCUAAUGUAUCAGCUAUAAAUACAAAUGGACUGACUGAUCCUAAGACAACUGCUACUGCAACUGAAAUAGUAAUGGCAGCUAAAACGAAUAUAAUAGAUAGAAUGAAGCACCAAGAAAAGUUUCAUACUGAUUCGCCUAACAAAAAAACUAAUGUUAGUCAGGAGACAAUUUCUGCUGCAUCUUCCAUAGUAGCAGUGGCAAAACAAAACGCAAAAAUGAGACAUCGUGAUGGCGAAACAGAUGGGACUGCAUCAGAGAGUAACGAGUCCUUAAAAAAAUACGGUUCUUCUGAUUCUCUAAGUUCAGAAGUAAUUGCAGCAGCACUUUCUAUUGUGUCGUCAGUGCCGUCGAAUAUGAAAGCAGCAGAGAAAGGUGUCGAAGCACAGACGAAGAAUAUGAAGUUACAAUUAACGUCACGUGACAUAACUAGUGAAGAAAAUAUUGACCCGGAAACUUUACCUGCUGCAGUGGCUUUAGUAAUUGCUUCAAAACAGCACGAUGAAGCUGUGAAGAGGAAAAAAAUGAAUAGUUCAAAAAAGAAAGAAAAGCCACAAAAUACACUCACACCAAGAAAAUCCACGAAAGCUGCAACACAGUCGAACGCACAUUCCCAGGAUUCUAUUGAAAAUCUAAAUUACCCAAGCGAUGUCUCUAAUCUUUCAGCUCAAAGAGUAAAUCAAAAGACGCUAACUGAUGGCACUUGCAAUAUUGAAAAAUUCCAAAGAUUCCACAAACAAACACCAGAUAUCUAGUCAUGGUGCAAGUAACUCUUCAUCGAAAGACAUGUCUAAGUCAUCAUCCAUGACGCCCUCCUCUAACAAGAAUACUAUGAAUAAAAAGAAUAGGUCUAAAACCAAAGGACAAG